AGAUGAGAGGAUGAAGGGGGGGAAUCCUUUCACUUUACGAACAACAAAAAACUGCUGGCAGCCUCUCUAGCUCUUGUAUGAGCCCUGGAUCUACCAUGAGUUAGAGAGCAUCAAAAAACAAGUUCCACCCCUGCAUCCCCACCUUCUGGAGCCCAGAGUUUGAAGCCUGUUGCAUCACUUGCCCUACUUCAUGAGCCAGCAGGAUGCAGCCGAGGUCCUCGCACUCUCCGAGCGCCUCCUCAUAGCCUCACACAAGGGACAAGCGGACAAUGUGGUCCAGCUUAUCAACAAAGGUGCCAAAGUCGCUGUAACCAAGUAUGGCCGGAGCCCCCUGCACCUGGCUGCCUACAAAGGCCACCUGGAGGUUGUACGCAUUCUGCUGAGAGCCGGCUGCGACCUGGACAUUCAGGACGAUUGGGACCCGCUUGACUGUCCACUUGUGGGCCUGCCUUCAGGAUACGCGGCCCUCUGUCCCAGUCAUAAUGCUGAUCUCUGGUAUGGCCGAGUUGACUCUCUAUGGUCAGUGAGCUCUGCCACAGGCUGCAGUGCGCCCUCUGGGAGCAGGAGGUGCAGACUAAAGCAGGAGGGGAAGCAGAAGGAGGAGGAGGAGGAGGAGGCAGGACGACAGUGGACACAGUCUGGGAUAGAGCCAUCAGAAAGAGGGAAGGAGGGGGAGCAGACGGCUCUACACCGGGCCGCCGUGGUGGGAAACAGCGAUGUUAUCAGCGCUCUCAUCCAGGAAGGGUGUGCUCUGGACAGACAGGACAAGGAUGGAAACACUGCUCUCCACGAGGUGUCCUGGCAUGGCUUCAGUCAGUCUGUCAAACUGUUGGUGAAGGCUGGAGCCAACGUCCAUGCCAAAAACAAGGCAGGAAACAUCGCUCUCCACCUUGCAUGUCAGAAUGGACAUGCUCAGAGCGCCAAGGUUCUCCUCCUGGGAGGUUCCAGGCCAGACAGCAAGAACCAUGUGGGGGACAGCCCUCUACACGUGGCCGCGGCCUUAAAUCAUAAGAAGACAGUUCGUCUUCUGCUGGAGGCCGGAGUCGACAGUCGAAUCUGCAACAAUGCGGGCCUCACGGCGUUGGACCUGGCCCGAGAGCACAACAACCCCGAGGACAGUGGUGCGGACGAUAGUCAGAGCAGUGGACAGGCUGCCGGCCGGCCUGCUGGGGCCGUGGACACCAACACCCGGAAGCAGAAGGAAAAGCCCUCCCUGUCCGACCCUCUGCACAGCAGAGAGUUCAAGCAAAGAGAAGCUCUUCGGAAGAGGAAGGGGAAGCUGCACGGAGCCCCCCCUCAUGUUCCCCCACACAACUAUAAAGCCUAUCAGCUCUACACGCUGUACCGAGGCCAGGACGGAAAGAUCAUGCAGGCUCCUCUGAAAGGCUGCCGGUGUGAACCUCUCAUCAAUAAACUGGAAAACCAGUUAGAGGCCACUAAGGAGGAGAUGAAGACCGAGAUCCACACCGUCCAAGACCUGAUGAACAACAAGAUCGGCCAGCUGGAUCAUAAGAACAAGCACCAGAUCCGAGCGCUGGAUAAGAUGACGGUGGAGAGGGUGUCUGCGGAGAGGAGCCAGUGUGUGCAGAGGCUGGAGCAGUGGGCCCUGCAGGAGCGCCUGGAGGCAGAGAAGAGACAGGAGUCUCUAGUCAGUGAGCUGAAGAGCUGGUGUCUGUCCAAACUGCAGAGCAUGGAGGCCGCCCCCCCCCCCUCUGGAGCUGAGCCCACCCAGGACCAGGGCUGCAGCCCCCAGUGUCAGGAGGUCUGCAGUGAGCCAGCCCCCCAGGGGUCCGGCCAGGGGGAGCCCCCCUCUGGGGGGGCUGCAACAGCCAGCCACUACUUUGUGGUUCACAUGGCAAACUCUCCAGAUGGAGAAAAGCCCCCCAAAGCCCCAGCAGCAGCCAGGAGCAGCCCCUCCUCUGUCCAGGUGGUCCGGCCAAAGGUGCGCCCGGGCCUCUCCGCAGACACACAGAAGACAGACCAGAGCCGGGACAGGGGACGGCACUCCAGGAGGCAUUCAAAGACCAGGACUAAAGCCAAGAGGGCGGGGGGGCUGCGGACGCUGGAGGUGUUUGGGGAGCAGCUCAGCGGGCCCUCCUUCUCCCAGGAGAGGGACAACAUGCACGCCCUGGAGGUGACGCAGCACUUCUUCGAGGCCGUGUCCACCCAGAUGGAGCGCUGGUACGAGAGGAAGGUGCAGGAGGCCCGCUGGCAGGCUGACCAGAGGGCGCAGGCCGAGAGGACCGCCCUGGUGGAGAGAAUAGCCUGUUUGGAGGAUGAGCUGCAGGAGCUGAGGACUCACCGGCAGAAUGACCGCUAG
Molecule: messenger RNA, 2320 nt
Organism: Menidia menidia (Atlantic silverside)
Lineage: Eukaryota; Metazoa; Chordata; Actinopteri; Atheriniformes; Atherinopsidae
Source: the annotation of a GenBank genome assembly